CGGUUGCACGUGCACAGCCACAGGUGACGUCGUACCGAGCUCCACGUACUCGUACCCUGAUCGUCUGAACUUCAUGAACUCCAUUAUCUGAAUCAAAUUCCUACCUACUUAAAAGUUCAGACUUGCAGAUUAUUCGUACUGUUUAUUUUUCAAGCAUAGCGCCAUGACAACUCUACCAUAUGCAGCAGACGCAGAGAGCCCGCUCAAGCCGUCUGAGCUACAGGUCCUCCGAGCACAAUACGAAAAAGAAGGCGAAUACGUCGGCGUCCAAACAAAAUUCAACUAUGCAUGGGGCCUCAUAAAAUCCAAUCAGCGCACCGAGCAGCAAACCGGCGUCCGCCUCCUCUCAGACAUCUUCCGCGACUCGGCAGAGCGCCGCCGAGAAUGCCUCUACUACAUCGCCCUCGGCAACUACAAACUAGGCAACUACGCAGAGGCGAGGCGGCAUAAUGAUUUAUUGCUCGACAAGGAGCCGACGAAUAUGCAGGCGGGAAGUCUGAGGGCUUUGAUUGAUGACAAGGUUGCGAAGGAGGGGCUUAUGGGGGUUGCUAUUUUGAGCGGGGUGGCUGUUGCUGCUGGUAUUGUUGGAGGAAUGAUCUUUAGAGGGGUUGCGAGGAAGAGAUGAAGCGUGGGCAAGGUUAUGUUUGUCUGGGAUGCCGAAGAGCAGUUGGGACGUAAUGACAGCAGUGCUCUUGAUAGGCUUGUAUGAUGUAGAUUUGGAAUGCGGGUUUCCGAUUGCGAAGGAUUAAAUUCUAUCUUGUCUCUACUUCUAAAAAUAAGCUCC
This is a messenger RNA of Pseudogymnoascus verrucosus, 784 nucleotides long. RefSeq names its product mitochondrial membrane protein (gene FIS1). Gene Ontology annotation, molecular function: protein binding. Gene Ontology annotation, cellular component: peroxisomal membrane; mitochondrial outer membrane. NCBI's taxonomy places the organism in Eukaryota, Fungi, Ascomycota, Leotiomycetes, Thelebolales, Thelebolaceae. Gene Ontology annotation, biological process: autophagy of mitochondrion; peroxisome fission; mitochondrial fission. The transcript has 4 exons. The coding region runs from base 164 to 625 and encodes 153 amino acids. The record is from RefSeq and is a predicted model, not a curated record.